AUGGAUCUCUCUGUUUUGCCAAAUAACAACCAUCCUGACAAGUUCCUGCAGCUCGAUGUGAAGUCUUUAAUGAGGAACUCAGCCCUUCUCCAGGCCAGCCUGGUGAGGUUUCCGGGAGGGAAUUACCCUGCUGCACAACACUGGCAAAACCUCGUCUACUCACAGAGAGAAAAGAAGAAUAUUACUGUUCAACGCCUGAAGGGAUCCAGUGCGAAGGGCACCAUCACUGUAGACAGCCCCCCACCAUCCUUAUCGUCAGUUCUGAAGAAUAACCCACUAUAUGGUGAUGUAAGUUUUGAGGAAGCUAUGGAAGAAAGAAAAAAGAAUCCUUCAUGGACUGUUGAGGAAUAUGACAAGCGUUCCCUGCAUACCAACCUCUCUGGGCAUCUGAAGGAAAAUCCUAACGACCUACGGUUUUGGUUGGGGGAAAUGUACACACCCGGUUUUGAUACCUUACUGAAGAAGGAAGAAGAACAAGAGAAGCAUUCCAAAUAUCGUCGGAUAGGUCUGAUUCUGUUCCUCGUUGCCUGCAUCUUGGUUUCCAUAGUGACUGUUAGCACUUUUUUCAUCUAA
Molecule: messenger RNA, 573 nt
Organism: Rangifer tarandus platyrhynchus (Svalbard reindeer)
Lineage: Eukaryota; Metazoa; Chordata; Mammalia; Artiodactyla; Cervidae
Source: the annotation of a GenBank genome assembly